CCAACACCGUCGAACCAAACAACCCACAGAGUCAGCAGCCGCCGGAGGCCGGAGGGCAGAGCGGAUCGCCUUCCAACGACGGAGCUGAGCGUCGCCCAGCCGCCGCACGUCCACUCCAAGAGCGAGUCGGCGGUUUUAUCCCUAUGGAGCGCCGCGACUACUGGCUCCUAUUCGGAAGGACGCUCUGCAUGGCGCUGGCGGUCGCGGUCCUCGCGAUCGCGCCGCGUUCCGAGGAGGAACCCACCGGCACUUUGGCAGUCUUCGUGGCCGUCAAAACAACGGUGUCUCUCGAGAUUCUCUGGGGGCCUUUCAAGCUGAUGAUGCACGUCGCCAGCCUACGGCACUGGAACGAUGCGGGGCCGGGCGAUUACUUCGGCUACCCUUUUGUCGUCGUUGAGUGGGUGCUCGCGGUUGCCCAGUGGGGCUCGGCGUCCGCCGCCUGGGGCGUGAUCACAGAUCCUCGCUUCAGCUGCACCGGCUCACACGGGAGAUUCUGCCGCAGGUACGUGGUGUCGUCGGGGAUUGCGGCUCUCCUCAGUGUCGUUAGCGUUGCUAACGCCACCGUGCUAGUAUGGACCAGGAUGACGCAUGGCCAGCGUCUACUUGAGCUCAUCGGCCAGUAGCCUAGUAGGUGUAGCUGUAGCCGGCAAGUGCUCAUCUUGAACUAUGUUGUAAAAUAAUGGCAAAACUAAGAUCUGGACCAUGUGUGCCAUUUGAUGAUUGCU
Brachypodium distachyon (stiff brome) is the source of this 725-nucleotide messenger RNA. RefSeq lists its product as uncharacterized. The record is from RefSeq and is a predicted model, not a curated record. The coding region runs from base 144 to 623 and encodes 159 amino acids. NCBI's taxonomy places the organism in Eukaryota, Viridiplantae, Streptophyta, Magnoliopsida, Poales, Poaceae. The transcript is spliced from 4 exons.